Camelina sativa (false flax) is the source of this 708-nucleotide messenger RNA. RefSeq lists its product as uncharacterized. NCBI's taxonomy places the organism in Eukaryota, Viridiplantae, Streptophyta, Magnoliopsida, Brassicales, Brassicaceae. The record is from RefSeq and is a predicted model, not a curated record.
AUAUGAUUUGUCACCUAACUAUAAAAUCCAUCCUCUCAAACCAAGUCCAUCCAUUAUCUUCUCUCAUCAUCGAUCAUCACCACUCUGAUCUAAUUAUCCUUUUAAAUUUCAAGAUCAUGGCGAGCUCAAGACUAGCGAGAUUCAUAACAGAGGUUGCACCACCACAAUUUGUCUCGGUGAUGCGGCGGAGAACGGCUAAGGUACUCGACACCAUCAAGGAGGAAGAAAGAGAAGUUGGCACUGAUUCCAUAUUUUCUUCGAAGUCGAAGAUCAUCUCCUCAGGCUCACCCUUUACUUCUCCUUAUCCCUCUGUUUCUUCAGUUUCAUCUAGUUCCGGUCUUAAAAAUUUCCCGGUUAUAGAAAACCGGAGCUCUUCUCCGGUUUUCAAGAACUGAACCAGUUUUCAGAUGUAAAUUAUAUAUAUCUAUAUUUGUAUAUGUAUGCAUGCAAAUGUUUUGUGUAUUCGAUUACGUUGUAAUCAGAAGUGUGUCUAUGUGUGUUGAGUUUGAUUCCCCGGUGAGCUCCGCCUGCUCCGGUGAAUUCGGAUGAUCAGAGUUUUAUUCCCUGGUGGGUUGAUCAAAGAAUUGUGUACGUAGUCAAAUAUGUGGAAGGGACUCUGUUCGAUGUCGUUUUCAAUGUAUACGCUUUUUUUAUAUGAAAUGAUCCCAAAAAACAAAAAAACAAUAAUUUAGGAUAUUGUUAUUUUCA